Seminavis robusta is the source of this 1024-nucleotide messenger RNA. The record is from the annotation of a GenBank genome assembly. Lineage: Eukaryota; Bacillariophyta; Bacillariophyceae; Naviculales; Naviculaceae.
UUUCCAGUUUCCAGAGCCAAGCUUUUCAGCUUUUCAGCACAUCAUGACUUUUCUAAUCUCUCACAAUUUUUGAAUCUUGCGCAAGAUAAAUCAGUCCGAAGAGCGACAUAAGAAACAUCCAGCCAGAGGCCAGCCCAUCACAACAACCACAACAUCAUAAACUCAGCAAACAUGGUGCUCAAAUCCUUCAAGCCCCUCCGCAAGCUCUUGAGGCGCAGCAAGUCUUCCGAAGAUCUCAAGAAGAAGUCGAAGGCGCCGGUACGAUUGAAUGGCACAGCAUCCUGCGAUUCCACAGCUUCCAUCCUUCAAAUGAUCCAGGUGAAGCAAUUGGAGGCGGGUUCUGACACUGUCGGUGGUGGCUUCACCAGCACACCGAGCAAUCCAGAGGUUGCAUUGGCCAUCCAGUACUUUGAAAAGGUCAACGAUGGACACUUUGCAGCGAUCCGAGAGAUGGUGACGGAAGAUGUUGAGUUUCUCUUUCAUGAUCCCAACGGCGAUGUGAACCAUGAGCUGACCUGGAAAGAUUUUGAAGCAGAGUUCUUCAAGGUCGGCAAGUCCUUCCCGGACUUUUUCUUUCGCCAUGGCUUGGUGGAACAGAGCAAGACACAGGACGAUGUUGUCGUCGUUCAUGACCUCGUGCCAUCAGGAACGCAUUCUGGCGCUCCCUAUGCUUUUGGACCUUGCGAACCCAUUCAAGCUGCAGGAAAGAAGGUCGUCAGCGAUCCCGAAGAAGUUCACAUAACCUGCCGAGAUGGCAAGAUCUGCAAGUUUGCCUUCCACCCCAAAGGAGAAAUGUCCGGCUUUGCUGGAAUCUACACGCUCCUUGGCGGCUUUCCUCUCAUGUAAGGCUACUUCCCACCACGAGCGCCUCAGCUCGCAAUGACAGGCUAUAGCUAGGUCGCCCGCACGAAACAUUUAUUUUGCUGUAAUCCUCUAUCUAAGGCAAGUCCCUUCCAUCUUCAUAGUCUCCCUUCUGCUCAACGUAUCACUAUUCUAUGAGUAGGCAGCCCCAGCGUCGUGGAUA